AGUCCUACCUAAUAGACAUAUCUAACGGUCCAAUCUAACGGUCAUAUCCGAACGGUAACAUCUAACGGUCAUAAAAGUUUCUAUAUAUUCAGACUUCCUCUCCUCUCUCUACAAUUCAUUCUUACUGAAGUGAAAUUUGGUGUCAAUCUCACAAUCCUUUCCAUCAUCUUUCUUUCUCUAAAAAUCAAACAAUGACAAGCAAGAGAGAAGAGGGUUGGAAAACAGAGUAACAUAAGUACUUGUGCAAUUCUUGGGUCACGAUAUAAGAUGGAGAUGUAAGUGUCAAUCAAAGACAAUCAAAGUUUUGGGAUAGAAUAGACAUGAAAUUUCGAGUGAACGAUCCAAACAUAGCUCUUACAAUCAAAAGUAUUGUUAAUCGAAUGAGCACCAUUAGCAAAUUGCGCAAGUGUUGGAAUUCAACUAUCUAAAGGGCAAAGAGGAAUCAACCAAGUGGCACGAAUCAACAAGAUGUUGUAUGAAUUCUCUGACACCAUCACUAUUAUUUUCUAACUCAUUCAUUAGUAUGUGUGUACUAUUUUCUAACUCACUUUCCAACUCAUUUAUUAAUAUGUAUAGGAGUAUAUGGCAGAAUAGUUGUAUAAAAGUGAGACUUGCGCCCAGGGUUGGACUCUUAGUCAUUGUUGGCGGAUCUUGAAAAAAUGUCAAAAGUUUCAUACCCUGAUAAUAAUGUCGCCUUCCAUUCAUCCCAUGAGUCAAGCUUCACAGCAAAGCCGCAAGAGUCAAGGUUCUGAUGGUUCUCCCAUGGGUCGUGGUUAUCAAUCAACCCCACUGAUAGACCUCGAUGACAUAGCAGGAGACGAAGAAACUCCACCCUUAGUCAUAUCUAGACGCGACAAACAGAAGGCGGCUAAGAUGAAAGGUAAGGGGGUAGCUGAGCCAUCAGAGAGCUACCUGCUCAAUUGCUGGACUAUGGAAGUGAGUUGAAGGCGAAGCAUGCUUCAAGGGCUGAGUGUGAGCGAAAAAGAAUGGAAUUCCAAGAAAAAAAAUCGAAGAGCGAUGAAGAAAAGUGGGAUCUUGAGAAAAGGAAGAGGGAAGAAAAAUGGGGACUUGAGAAAAGAGAGAGGGAAGCGACACUAUUACGCGAAAACAUUGAUCUUUUUGAAAUGAACUUGUUGAAGUUGAUACCAAGAAAGAGAAAGUAUCGGAGAAAUAAAAAAAUUGCUUCUAGGGUAUGAUUAGGGGUGGGCAAACGGUUCGGUAAACCCAAACCGACCGAAUUAAACCGAGCCGAAACUGAAUUAAUGCUAUUCGGUUCGGAAUUCGGAAGGAAAAUAUGGAUAGUUCAAAAAUCAACGCUAUUUGUUUUUAGACUCAAAAGUUUGAAAUGUUUUAAGACUUAUGUGUUGAAAAGUUUGGUUUUAUCAUUGAUGAUGCAUAUAAUUGAUAUUUAUUGUUUAUAUUAGGGAUAAAAAUAAUUUAAAAGCGAGAAAAUACAAGUAGCUUCACAAAUUCGGUUUUGUGUGAAAAAUCGAUCCGAACCGAAUUAUAAUUCAGUUUAAACUGGUUUGAGGUUUGGGAGAAUUCGGGGACCCGAUAUUCAUAAUUUCGGUUCGGUCGAAAUCGAACCGACCAAAUGCCCACCCCUAGGUAUGAUCAUGAGGAUCCCAACUCUGUUCCCAACUAUUCAUCCAACGUAAGUCAGACCAGAGUAGGAGAUGAAAGUGGAGGAGGAGAUUACGGGAAUUACUUUUCUCUUCUGGGCGAUUAUUGACAUGUUAGGUGUUUCAUCUUUAUCAUUUCAAGUAUUGUAUGUAAUCUUUAACCGUUAUAAUUUUCAAGUGUUGUGCGUUAUCUUUAAGUUUUAUCAUUAUCAAGUGUCGUGUGUUCUGAGUUGUAUCAUUUGAAUUAUUAUGUGAACUCCUUUCAGCUUCAUCAUUUUCAAGUAUUGUGCGUAAAGAAAGAUUAGGUCAAUCACUUUUUCCAAAAAAAACGUUCGGUCUCAGAUUUAGAAAAAAAUACUAUCCAAAAAUUUGUAUUUAAAAAUGAUGAAGAACUAUACUAGAAUUAAUAUGAAAAGUACAUUUUUUUUAGUAAAGAAAAACCAGAAAAAAGGAAGGUCCCAAAUUUAGAGAUAGUACCAUUGGAGAAAAAAAAUGAUAAAAAUGGGGAUAAUCCCAAAAUUUGGAGACUAGCUUUGAAGAUGGCCUUAGCCUCCUUUUGUUGGCUCAUUACAAUCCCAAAUUUAGACAAAUGAGACGGACACAAAAUCAAAGUUUGAAAAUUUGCUCUAUUUGAAUAGAAGAUGAUAGUCUAUAUUUCAUUCUCUUUCAACGAUUCGAGUGGAUUAACUAAAUUAAUUAUUAAUUUAGUAUUAGGAAAUUUUGUUGUAUAAGAGUUCAAUCAUCUUAAACAUUAGGAUGGUCAUUCAACCAGUGUUGUUAGAUCAUACAUUCCAUAAUUUUUAACCAUUUAAUACAUCCCGUGUCAAUUCUAUAAUUUAAGUUUACUAUGCGCGAUUACUAUGGAUUGUACGAGAGCUCAUGUAAAAUAAAAUAAAAAUAUUUUAAUAUAAAUAAUGAGUAAAAGUUCCAAAUAUUAAAAAUUAGUCAAAAUGGAUUUGUUGGAUUUCUAUUAUAUUAUAUUAUGAUAUAUUUUAUUUUGAAAAUUAUAUGAACAAAAGAAUUAUCUUCUCAUAAUUUUUUUUAAAAUGUUGAGAAUAAUCUUGUAUUUUCAAAAUAAUUUUUUUUUCACAUUUUCAAAAUCCUAGCUUAUAGAGUUGUUUGACUCGACUUCAGUUUUUUUUAAAUAUAAAAGCAUUUCUAAUAGUCGAGCCAAACAUAAUCAUCUAACAAAAAUUAAAGAAAACUUGAGACUAGAACCAAAUUAAAAUAUGUUUGGUUCA
Messenger RNA from Linum trigynum, 2863 nucleotides. Lineage: Eukaryota; Viridiplantae; Streptophyta; Magnoliopsida; Malpighiales; Linaceae. The record is from the annotation of a GenBank genome assembly.